UAAGUUGUCAAAUAUUCUGAUUCACCGAUUUUGUUGAAGAGCUUUUUUCAGUCUUUUUUGAUACAAAAUAGCAAAGAUAUAAUAGGAAAAUGUCGACUGUUGCAAGUGCUUUAUCUUUGCAAGGCACCCGCCAAUCCGGGCAAUCUGUGAGAACGCAAAACGUUAUGGCUGCAUUGUCAAUCGCAAACAUUGUGAAGAGUUCUUUGGGACCCGUUGGGCUUGACAAAAUGCUCGUCGAUGAUAUCGGAGAUGUUACAGUAACGAAUGACGGGGCGACAAUUCUUCGAUUGUUGGAAGUUGAACAUCCAGCUGCCAAAGUAUUGUGUGAAUUGGCUCAAUUGCAAGACGAAGAAGUCGGCGAUGGAACAACAUCUGUUGUCAUUUUGGCUGCUGAAUUGUUGAAAAAUGCUGAUGAAUUGGUUUUGCAAAAAAUCCAUCCAACUUCCAUCAUUUCGGGUUAUCGUUUAGCCUGCAAGGAAGCUUGUAAAUACAUUUCUGAGCAUUUGACAGCUCCUGUCGACGAAUUGGGACGUGAAACGUUGAUCAAUGUUGCCAAGACAAGUAUGAGUUCGAAAAUUAUCGGAGCUGAUUCUGAUUUUUUCUCCGCGAUGGUUAUUGACGCCGCACAAGCUGUCAAAAUCACGGAUAUUCGAGGAAUGCCCAUGUAUCCCAUCAAAGCGGUAAAUGUCUUGAAAGCUCAUGGCAAAAGUGCUCGCGAAAGUGUUUUGAUUCAAGGUUAUGCUUUGAAUUGUACUGUUGCUUCGCAACAAAUGCCCAAAAAGAUCACAAACGCGAAAAUCGCAUGUCUCGACUUUUCUUUGCAAAAGACGAAAAUGAAAAUGGGUGUUCAAGUUUUGAUCACGGAUCCCGAAAAACUCGAUGCUAUUCGUGCACGUGAACUCGAUAUUACGAAGGAACGCAUCGAAAAAAUUUUAGCUACAGGCGUGAACGUUAUUUUAUGCAGCGGAGGCAUUGACGAUUUGUGUUUGAAAUAUUUCGUUGAAGCAGGAGCAAUGGCUGUUCGUCGUGUAAAGAAAUCAGAUUUGAAACGUAUUGCUAAAGCAACAGGCGCUUCAUAUCUCACUUCGUUAACAAACAUGGAUGGGGAAGAAAGUUUCGAACCCAAUAUGGUUGGAGAAGCUGCUGAAGUUGUACAAGAAUUCGUUUGUGACGACGAAUUGAUCUUAAUCAAAGGUCCCAAAGCUCGUACAGCUGCUUCAAUUAUUCUCCGAGGACCCAACGAUUUCUAUUGCGAUGAAAUGGAACGUUCGAUUCACGAUGCUUUGUGCGUGGCAAAACGCGUGCUUGAAGGUAAAAAAGUCGUUGCAGGCGGCGGAUGCGUUGAAGCUGCUCUCUCAAUCUAUUUGGAAAAUUUUGCAACAUCUCUCAGUUCACGCGAACAACUCGCCAUUGCUGAAUUCGCAAAAUCGUUGCUCGUUAUUCCGAAAACUUUGGCAGUAAACGCUGCAAAAGACGCAACAGAUCUCGUUGCGAAACUUCGUGCGUAUCACAAUACGAGUCAAACGAAAGCAGAUCACGCUGAUCUCAAAUGGGUUGGUUUGGAUUUGUUCGAAGGCGUUGUAAAGGACAACAAGAAGGCAGGCGUUCUUGAACCCGCAAUGAGUAAGAUCAAAUCUCUGAAGUUUGCUACAGAAGCAGCAAUUACCAUUCUUCGUAUUGACGAUUGCAUCAAACUUAAUCCCGAAGAAAAGGGCGGAAAGAGUUAUGGAGAUGCUUGUGCAGCAGGCGAAUUAGACGGUUAAACGAUCAAAUUUACUCUUUUUUUAUCAACUCACACAGUAUCCCAUUUAAAUUUAAUGAUGCUCGUUGGAAAUUUUUCACAAGUAACCAUUUUGCUUUAACGUUAGAAUAUAAUUAACACUCACUCAUACACACACAAAAGCGCGUGAACUUUUAUUGUACUAUUUCAUUUCAUUUUAAUUAAAAAAAAAAAAUUAAUAAAUAUCAUGCUUAAAAAUUAA
Molecule: messenger RNA, 1982 nt
Organism: Culicoides brevitarsis
Lineage: Eukaryota; Metazoa; Arthropoda; Insecta; Diptera; Ceratopogonidae
Gene: CCT1
Product: T-complex protein 1 subunit alpha
Exons: 3
Coding region: 90-1763 (557 amino acids)
Biological process (GO): protein folding
Cellular component (GO): chaperonin-containing T-complex
Molecular function (GO): ATP binding; ATP-dependent protein folding chaperone; ATP hydrolysis activity
Source: RefSeq, a predicted model, not a curated record